AAUUCGGCCCCAAUCUGCUCCGUUGCGUCCUACCAAAACAGGAAGUUUUCAAGAGUUUGGACCUGCAAGCUAGCCACCUAACCUGCGGGGUACAUUCGGAAAUUAGUAUGAAUUUUCAAAUGUUUUAAUCUAGUGGACAACCUGUCACGAACAGAAGUAACAUAUACCCUUCUCAGCUGCUACUGGGAGUAAAUAUAUCUAUCGGCUUAUGUUUGUGCUGUGUGGCUUAAACGCCGUGUCAGAAGUUUGAAGGUUAGCCGAGUAGCUAGCUCCUGAGCUAGCGUUAGCUUAGUCACGAAAGCCAUCGGUUUGUACGGAGCCUGCCUGCCCUGCCAGGCUGAUUCUGUACGGUUAGCCACAGGGCUGGGCUUUGAUUUACAGUCCAACCUGUCAGCUUUUCGUCUUUUACCUAUCCAGUCCGGUCAGCUCACCAAGUGGCACCGUAACAUGAAGUUAUGGAGGAGCGGAAGCUAAAAAGAAAGAGUCCCAGGACUUCCACCAGCGCGGCGCCUCCGUCCGGUGGCUCUGGCCGGAAGAAUAGCGCUUCCACUGGAGGACGGCACCUUGGCUACACGGGGACUCACUCCAGCCAAAAGAACAAGAGCAGGAGGGGAGUGAAGGAUAAACCCAGGUAUCAGCAGGGUUUGGGUGGUAAAGCUAGUCAGAACCAGGGCCAGGCAACACCGAUCGUCCAGCACUCUUUUCUCACAGAUGUUUCAGAUGUACAGGAGAUGGAGAAUGGCCUGCUCAGUCUCCUCAACGACUUCCACUCAGGGAAACUACAGGCAUUUGGCAAUGAGUGCUCUAUUGACCAAAUGGAACAUGUGAGAGAGAUGCAGGAGAAGCUGGCACGCUUGCACUUUGACCUCUACGGUGAGGUGGAUGAAAUGCCCGAGGAUCAGAGGAAAACAGCCUGCGACACCAACAUGGACAAGUUGCUCCUUAAUCUGGAGGAGCUGAGUUCUUCCAUUCAGAAACUGAAUCUAGCCGACACACAAGAGAUCCCGAGGACUGCGAGCGUGUGACUUCCGUCGUCCCGACAUUUCUCAAUCAAAUUUGAGCCGACUAUUUCAUUUAUAGUACCUAUGGGGGUCUAUAAGUACGGGGGGUUGAAACUGCCAUAAUAAAUAAAUGCAAAAUAUC
Molecule: messenger RNA, 1143 nt
Organism: Pundamilia nyererei
Lineage: Eukaryota; Metazoa; Chordata; Actinopteri; Cichliformes; Cichlidae
Gene: ccdc28a
Product: coiled-coil domain containing 28A
Exons: 5
Coding region: 456-1025 (189 amino acids)
Source: RefSeq, a predicted model, not a curated record